Molecule: messenger RNA, 1455 nt
Organism: Orbilia oligospora ATCC 24927
Lineage: Eukaryota; Fungi; Ascomycota; Orbiliomycetes; Orbiliales; Orbiliaceae
Exons: 3
Coding region: 1-1455 (484 amino acids)
Biological process (GO): signal transduction
Molecular function (GO): protein binding
Source: RefSeq, a predicted model, not a curated record
AUGCCGGCCUCGCCGAAUAAGAUACCCUCCGCUCAGGCGACACCCACCUUUGCUCAGCAGAUACCCGAAUUGCCAAAUAAGAAUAUCAUGAACUGGUCGACGGAGGAUGUUGUUACUUUUAUGAACGAGUUGGGUUUGCCUCAGUACCCGGACGCUUGGAUAGAUAACGAGGUCACUGGCGACGCACUCAUUCACUUAAACCAUGAUGAAUUACUGGAAAUGGGAAUCGAAAGUAUUGGGCAUAGGAUGCAGAUCCUUAAGGCUGUCUACAAAGUCAAGAUUGCCCAUGAGGUUCCCAUCGAACCAGAACAUUAUGUUCCAAUUACGGCCAAUCCCGCCGACGCCAACCCCGAUACCACCUUCGUCACCGUAUCCGAAUUCCAGCAAUUGAUAUCCGCAGUGAAACUCCGUGAUGAUAAAGUGUUUACGUUGGAACACGAAUUGCGAAGGGUCAACGACGCCUUCAAUAGGCUGCGAGAGGAAAUGCUUCCGAUUCUUAAGACGAUCAAAAACGAAACGAAACCCCUACCGAAACCAUCAUCCGCAUCAACAGCAACAGCAACCUCGACUACACCAACAUACAAAGAUUUCGACAACAUUGCUUACGAUAGGGAUACAGCCUAUAGAACUCGGGGAGAACACGCAUCGGAAAGCGUCGAUAUUCGACGUGAACCGACCCCUCAACCUCUGUUAUCACAACCGCCAACGAGGAAAUACUCGGUCAAGAAGGUCGAUAGCGGGAAGAAUUACUUGAAGGGUGCGAUAUCACCUGGAAGCGACAGGAGUACAAUCCGCGAGCAAUUUGUAACCGUUCCGGACCCUACUGGCACUAUGGAUUCGAUUGCUAGCACACUGGUCCCGACACCUAGUAGUGCAAUUCAGUCACCUCCGACAACAAUCGUCGGGAAGGAGAGGUCCGAAUCUACAGUAUCUAUGCCUAUGGCUUCGCUUGCAACGCCAUCAUCACCGCAUAAUGGCGGCCUCUCACAUAGCGUUAUAGGGCGAAGCUUUAGCACCAACAGACCCAGCGGCCGUUACGGCAGAAGAGAGGAGCCGGAACAACAUCUGAGAGCACGAUCACGAGAUCGUGAUCUCCGAAGACACGAACCACCACCAAUGGCUUCCCCGCCCGCAGCAGAUGACGAAGGCAGCAAUCCACCUACCGUGGAGAUUUUCAAGUCCUUCAGGGUAUCCAUGGACGACCCAUGUUACAAAGUGCUCCCAGCUGCCCUCAAACGAUACAACAUUCAAGCCGAUUGGCAACACUAUGCACUUUAUAUUGUAUACGGAGACCAAGAACGCUGCUUAGGAUAUGAGGAGAAGCCUCUCAUUCUGUUCAAACAACUUGAUAAGGAAGGAAAGAAGCCGAUGUUUAUGCUCAGAAGGCAUAUAAACCCGGAAUCAGGACAACCGACCGGUGUGGUGACUGCAAAUCCACCCGGAGGCGUCCUAUAA